Molecule: messenger RNA, 720 nt
Organism: Cantharellus anzutake
Lineage: Eukaryota; Fungi; Basidiomycota; Agaricomycetes; Cantharellales; Hydnaceae
Exons: 7
Biological process (GO): deoxyribonucleotide catabolic process
Molecular function (GO): 5'-nucleotidase activity
Source: RefSeq, a predicted model, not a curated record
GAUGCUAGUACUACUUCACACCCCCCUCUUAUCGCCUUAGACCUCGAUGAUGUUCUCUGCCAAACCAACGUCUCGAUCGCAAAGUGGCAUAAUGCCACGUUUGAUACAUAUAUGACGCUGGAUGACUUCCAUUACUACCAUUACUGGAAGAACCCAUACUGGGGCUCACCGGAAGAGACGCUUAAGAAAGUGCAACAGUUCCUAAAAAGUCCCGAAUUCCUCAACGUACCCGUAGUGGAAGGUGCAAAGGAAGGCGUGGCUGAACUCCGUCGGUUGGGUUUCCGAUUAGUAAUUGUUACGGCACGAGCCAGCAGGGACAGCAAGCUGACGGAUGAGUGGCUCUCUGCUCACCUACCAGGUUCGAUCGACGCCGUGUACUAUACUGGUGAAUUUGUCAAAAAAGAUGAUUCCGCAGACGCAGUGAGGCCAAUGACAAAAGCGGAAGUACUCCGGGAUAUCGGAGCUGUGCUAUUCGUGGAUGAUUCGUUGAAUAAUGCAGCCUCUUGCGCGUCUGCCCAAAACGCUCCGCCAGUUCUUCUCUUCGGGAAUUACGAAUGGAGUAAGAGGUAUUCAAAAUACGACCCCGUUGACGAGAGAGCAAAAAUGAGUUUUGAAGAAAGGUGCAGAAUAGAUGGAAACCACUUCUGGGAGAAAGAAGUUGUGGAUGAUGCGAGUCUGCCGCCGCAGUUGACGCGCGUCUCUUCCUGGCCAGAAGUCAUA